Molecule: messenger RNA, 565 nt
Organism: Nanorana parkeri
Lineage: Eukaryota; Metazoa; Chordata; Amphibia; Anura; Dicroglossidae
Gene: MTRFR
Product: chromosome unknown C12orf65 homolog
Exons: 3
Coding region: 32-523 (163 amino acids)
Biological process (GO): translational termination
Cellular component (GO): mitochondrion
Molecular function (GO): translation release factor activity
Source: RefSeq, a predicted model, not a curated record
UAGCGGAUGGGAAGUAGCUGCUGCCUUGUGGAUGCGAUCCAUGGCUUCUGUCCUUUUCUGUUUAUCUCAGCUGUCCCGGAAACCAUGGAGUCAGCAACUCAAGUUCCUGAGUCCACUGAGUGCAGGUGUAAUGGGCCAGAGAGCAGGAAAAAAGAAUGUAACCAUGGAUCUAAUAGAAAUAAAUGAGAAGGACUUAUUAGAACAGUUUGUCCGUGGAGAUGGUCCAGGAGGACAAGCUACUAAUAAAACCAAUAACUGUGUAGUGCUAAAGCAUGUUCCAUCUGGAAUUGUUGUCAAGUGCCAUCAGACCAGGUCUUUGGAGACAAACCGAACGAAGGCAAGAGGUAUCCUAAGGGAGAAAGUGGACGUUUUCUAUAAAGGAGAAAACAGCGAUGUUGUCAAGGAAAAAGAAGAAGCAAGAAGAGAAAAGCAAGAAAAAAAGAAAAAAGCCCAGGAAAAUCUAGCAAGGAAAAAACUUUUCAAGGAGAUGAAACGCUUAGAAAAUGCAGAAGAACAAAGCUGAGAUACACGAUUGCAGUGUAGGCUGAUGGACUUUGAGAAAAGA